Candoia aspera is the source of this 11401-nucleotide messenger RNA. It is a transcript of the gene MPRIP, whose product is annotated as myosin phosphatase Rho interacting protein. Lineage: Eukaryota; Metazoa; Chordata; Lepidosauria; Squamata; Candoiidae. The record is from RefSeq and is a predicted model, not a curated record. Gene Ontology annotation, molecular function: actin filament binding. The transcript has 25 exons. Gene Ontology annotation, cellular component: actin cytoskeleton. Bases 591 to 7931 code for a protein of 2446 amino acids.
CGCCUGACUUCGGACUGAGCCCUGGAGUGGCCUCCUCCGCCGGGGGCAGCCGGAGCAUGGAUCGCCCGCGGCCCCUCGGGGCGCUGGAGCCGCGGCCGUCUGCGGGGAGCGCCCGGGCAGCCCCGGGCGGCGCGCGCGGCGAGGGCGCCUCGGGCCGGCGCGCGGAUUGAUCGGCCUCGCGCGGGGCCCGCCUGCCCCGGCAGCUGGAGGCUCUCCCUACUCCGGCGCCCCGCUCGGCACCCCCCCUCCCCCCGCCGGAGCUCGCCUGCCGCGUCGGAGCCCGCGCUCCCGCUUCGCCGCUGGGGGGACCCAGCCGUGGGAUGUGGCCCGCUUGGGGCACCUGGAUGGCCGCGGAUCGCUCGCCGAGAGACGCCCGCGGCGCAGGCGAGGCGUAGCGGGCGGACCCUCCGCCUUUCCGACGACCUCCUCGGACCCCGGUGCGCGGGGCCGGAGAUCCGUGGCGCGGGAGGGGCCUCCCCUGCGCUCCUUUCGCGAAAAGACUGAAGUGAGAAGCAGCCGCCGCCGCCGCCGCCCUUUGGGGGGGGUCUGAGUUUUCUGGUUCUCCCCCGCCCCCCCGGGGAGGCCAAGCUAUGGCUGCGAAAGAGAACCCCUGCCGGAAAUUCCAGGCGAACAUUUUUAAUAAAAGCAAGUGUCAGAAUUGCUUCAAGCCUCGGGAAUCGCACCUGCUGAACGACGAAGAUUUGAGCCAGGCCAAGCCUAUUUAUGGUGGAUGGCUUUUACUGGCUCCAGAAGGCACUGAUUUUGACAACCCUGUGCAUCGUUCGCGGAAAUGGCAACGCCGCUUCUUCAUCCUUUACGAACACGGCCUUCUCCGCUACGCCUUGGACGAGAUGCCCACCACCUUGCCACAGGGAACCAUCAACAUGAACCAGUGUACGGAUGUGGUGGACGGCGAGAAUCGGACUGGGCAGAAGUUCUCGCUGUGCAUCUUGACGCCAGAGAAGGAGCACUUCAUCCGAGCUGAGAACAAGGAAAUCAUCAGUGGGUGGCUGGAGAUGCUGGUGGUCUAUCCAAGGACGAACAAGCAGAAUCAAAAGAAGAAAAGAAAAGUGGAACCCCCAACUCCACAGGAACCUGGCCCAGCGAAGAUGGCCGUGACCAGCAGCAGCAUCCCCAGCGCAGAGAAGAUCCCCACCACCAAGUCCACCCUUUGGCAAGAAGAAUUGAGAGGCAAAGAUCAGGUUGAUGGGAAUGCAGGCCUCAGCCCGGCCCCCGGCCCUCUGCAAGGUCAGGCACCCCCAGCUUGCUCCCUGAAGGGGCCAGUCCUGGAAAGCAAAGAAGAGGAGGGUGCCGUGAAUGGUGACCGCAACGAUUGCGGGCGGAAGACGCGGGUGGAAAGUGGCUAUUUCUCCUUGGAGAAGACCAAGCAAGAGGCCAAGCCAGAGGAGCAGCAGAUGCCGAGCCUGCCGUCUCCCCUGAGCCCCUGCACGCCUAACGACAGGUACGGUGACCCCCAAUCGCAGGAGCAGAGCGGUUCCUUUCCUUCCCCAGGUUCCCGGCCGGCCAGUCGAAUGGUGCACAGUUUCUCUCUCAAUUCCCUGGACUCCAAAGGCGCACGCCUCUCCGGGCGCAAGGCAUCUGCUGGCCGUGACGGGGCGAGGAUGGAGGAGCGAGCCAACGGGCUGGUUUCCUUUAAGGCUAGCCGCCAAUACUCCACCCUGGCUGACGUCCCCAAGGCUAUUAGGAUCAGUAACCGGGAUGCCUUCCAAGUGGAGCGGAAACGGCUCGAGCGCAGCUCCCGGGCCCGGAGCCCCGGACGAGAGGAAGUAGCCCGGCUCUUCGGGAACGAAAGGAGGCGGUCCCACGUAAUUGAAAAAUUUGAGGCUCUGGAUAUCGAGAAUGCCGAACACAUGGAAAUCAGUGCUUCCUCCGGUCCCACUCUUUCUAGUGAAACUCGGCAGGGCAGGAGCGAAAAAAGGGUUUUCCCUAGGAAACGGGAUUUAGUUGCUGAAACAGCAAGCGGGUCCAUCCCGGAUGUGUCAACUUCUCCUUUGUCGCCACACCGGAGAGCUAAAUCGCUGGACCGGAGGUCUACGGAGUCCUCCAUGACUCCGGAUUUGCUGAACUUCAAAAAGGGAUGGCUGACGAAGCAGGAUGAAGAUGGGCAGUGGAAGAAACACUGGUUUGUGCUGACGGAUCAGAGCCUGAGAUACUACCGGGAUUCUGUGGCAGAGGAGGCAGCUGAUCUGGAUGGGGAAAUCGACUUGUCCACGUGUUUUGAUGUCACGGAGUACCCGGUCCAGCGGAAUUACGGUUUCCAGAUCCACACUAAAGAAGGACAGUUCACUCUCUCUGCUAUGACAUCUGGAAUUCGCCGGAACUGGAUCCAGACCAUUAUGAAACAUGUUCGUCCCACAGUCGCUCCAGAUGUGACCAGGAAAAGCUUCUCUUUGAAAUUAUCCGUGCUGAAGCCCAGCUCUCUGCCAGAGGAGAAAAGCAAAAACAGCACCUCCUUUGAGGCUUGUUCCAAGCCAAGCGAGAAGCAGGACACAGAGCAAGCCGAGAUCGACCCCGAACACAAGCGCAGUCGGGCCAGGGAACGCCGGCGAGAAGGUCGCUCCAAAACCUUUGACUGGGCUGAGUUCCGCCCCAUCCAGCAAGUCUUGGCUCAGGAGCGAGCAAAUUUGGCAGAGACGCUCAAGGACAGCUGCGCUCCUUUCCCCAAGGAACCCGGCCCCUCGGAGGCAGAGCCUGGGGAUCUGGAGCGAGAACGUGCUCGCCGUCGGGAGGAGAGAAGGAAGCGCUUCGAACAUUUGGAUGCUCCUGACGGGGGAAGCCCAGAAGACCUCUCCAGGAUGGAGGUGGACCGGCUUCCGGGGUCGCCUGCUGCUUCAGAGGCCAAGUCCCAAAACGUCCACGUGGAGAUCGAGCAGCGGUGGCAUCAGGUGGAGACCACGCCUCUGCGGGAGGAGAAGCAGGUCCCCAUCGCCCCGUUACACCUCGCCCACUCGGAGGACAACAGCGAGACGCUCCAUAAGCAGCACUUCACCACACUCAUGGAAAAGGAGCUGGAACAGAGUCAAAAGGCAGCUUCAGAACUCCUGGAACAGAACCGUGUCCUACAAGACCAGCUAAAAAUAGCCUUGGGACGUGAGCAAAGUGCUCGAGAAGGUUAUGUCCUGCAGACUGAGGUGGCCUCAUCCUCAUCAGGGGCCUGGGAGAGGCUCCAUAAAGUCAAUAAAGACCUCCAGGGCGAAUUGGAAGCUCAGUGCCAGCGCCAGGAGCUGAUAAAUCAGCAGAUCCAGUCGCUUAAACGUAGCUAUGGGGAGGCCAAGGACGUCAUCCGGCAUCAAGAAGCAGAGAUCCAGAGCUUGCAAGCGAGACUUAGCAAUGCUGCUGCAGAGCUCUCCAUCAAGGAGCAGACCUUGGCCAAGCUGAAGAGUGACCUGAAGGUCGAGAAGAAGAAAGCUGAAGAGCAGAUGGAAGAAUGGCAGCACAGUGAAACGGCUCUGAAUUCCCAGCUGAAGGCCAGUGAGCAGAAGCUGAAGAAGGCAGAAGCUCUCCUCUUGGAGAAGACCCAAGAACUCAGAGAUCUAGAGAUGCAGCAGGCUUUGCAGAGAGACUAUCUGAAAGAAGUCCAGCGGCUCCAGGAUCGGAUUGCUGAUCUGAGCCUGCAGCUGAGUGCCAGUGAGCAGUCCCGAAUGCUGAUGGAGAAGAAGCUCCAGAAGAAUUACGAGUCUCUGCUAGAAAGCUGCGAGAGGGAGAAGCAAGUUUUGAUCCAGAGCUUGAAGGAAGUGGAAGAUAAAGCCAGCGAAUAUGAGAACCAGCUUCAGAAGAACGAACAGCAGAAGGAAAUCCUGCUGAAGGAGAAGCUGACUGCCAAGUUUGAAAGCAGCGAAAUAGUCCAUCAGUUGGAGGACCAGCUAGAAAUGAAAGAAACCAGCAUCCGGAAGCUUGUUGAACAUAUCCAAAGUCUUGAGGAGGAAAGGGAUCAAAUUAAAUGCCGGUUCCAGGAGCUGAUGAACCAAGUUGCAGAGUCAGACAAUGAGGUUGCCAAGCUGCAAGCAAAGCUGCGACUGGAGGAGAGCAGCUACCACACCCUGGAGCGUUCCUGUGAGAUGGCGUCGGAGCAGUUCCAUAACUUGCAGCAGAUUUUGAAAGAAAAAGAGGAGGAGUUGAAACAAGUGAGGGAAACCCAUUUGAGCUUUGUUGAGAACCAGAAUUGGGACUUCCGUGAACCUCCUUUAAAACUGGCUGCUGCUGGUAGCAGUCAAGAGGAAAAAGAAGACAACUCGGUCAAAGGAGAUGAUUUGAAAACAUCAGCUGAUGGCAGUGCUGGGCUGGGUGUUGCAACAAACACAGCCGGUACUGGCAAUGUUGACGAUUCAGCACAGUAUUCCCCAAAGCAAGCAAGACUCUCAGCCCUAGGAUGCAUGCCCGUUGAUGAUAGUGAUGAAGGACCCAGUACCAGUCAGAGGCAAAUCUCUGGACAUACUUUGGUGAGCGUAGAAGAGUGUUGCUCUCCAUCAGAGUCAGCGGAUCUUCAAGAAAUAGAGGUUUGUCAGAAAGAUUCAACAAAACUCGAUGCAGGAAUUCCAGGAGCCAAAAGGCAAAGGAUACGCUUCUCCAAUAUCCAGUGCCAAAAAUAUAUUCAUCCUGAUGGAUCGGAGAAAAUGUGGGCCAGCAGCACUUCCUCUGACACUAGCCAGGAGAGGUCACUUUCAGAAGAAAGCAUGGCCUCAGACCCAGCUUUUUGUUACCCAGCCUCGGGUGAUUCUGAGACCUACUUAUCUAUCAUUCACUCCCUGGAAACCAAACUUUAUAUCACAGAAGAAAAACUCAAAGAUGUAACGAUGAAACUUGAAAGCCAACAGGGCCAAAAUCAGGACACCCUUAUCACUCUUCACCACCAGUGGUCCAGCAUUGAAACGCAGCUUAGAGAACAGCUUCAAAACAGCUUGACUCAAAUUCGAGAGUUGGUUUCACAGGUAGAAAGUGAGAAGCAAGAAAAACUCAAAUUGAAUGAGAACCACAUCCACGAGCUGGGCAGACUCCAUGAAAAUACUAGCCGAGCAUUAAUCUGUUUAAAUCAGUGCAGGGAAGAGCUUAAAAAUGUAGGCCCCUCUGAAGAACAGAAAGAGGACGAGAUGUUUUGGGAUGCUCUGUCUGGGAUUGAAAGUACUUUAAUGGAUGCCAUCCAGAUGUUACAGAAGGCCCUUCCUCCACCUGAGGGCCAACCAGAAGAGCAUUCUGCAGUCCACGCUUUGCAGACUAAAGACAUCUGUGGGGAUGAGGAGAAUGCUUCUCCCCAACAGAUGCAACAGCUGGAAUUUUCUGUGCAAGAACAGCUGAGGCUACUUUCCAGGAGGGUGGCUUUUGAAGCCCGCUUGAUCGACCAGAUAGCAGCGUCUUUGACAGAUGCCUCUUCAAAGAUCUCCGUGACUCUUAGAGAGAUCCAUGCUACUAUAGAUGCAGUCUUAUUGGAGCCUUCAAAUAUUUCGCACACUGCUCUGGCUUUGGCUGACGUCUUGUCUAAGAAGCUCUUGUUGGAAGAUGAAUUUUGGAGCCAGGUAGAAGAAUUAAGAAAGCACUUGAGGGUCAAGGAAGAAGAGGAAGAGGGGGAAGUGGGGACUCUGGACUUCCCACGGUACCUCAUUCACUCAGUGACAGACAGCACCCUGGUUAAAGCAGAGCUAGGCUUUGUGGCUCAGAAAAUGAGAGAAUCCUUCCAUCAGAGGCUAAAGGCCAUGGAAGAAGAUCUCCACAAUGCCAAAACAGCCCUUCAGCAGCAUAAGUGCAUGCUGGAGGAAAUCAUUAAAGCGUACAAGACUCCCGAAUUUGAUGGGAUUAUGCACCAGAUCUCCAAAGCUCUUGAAAUCCAAGAAGGCGCUUCAGAAGCCGCCCAGCCGACUCGGGAUGUCAGCCUUCAGGGCCACGUUUUGGAAGCCCAUCGUUUGCAGGAUCUCAGCAGUGAAGCUCUGGCUGCUAUUCAGGGUGAGCUGGCUGAGCAGCUCAAAGACAAAGCCAGCGUUCUUAAAGAACUUGCCACUGCCCUUCUCUCUGUGUCCCCUGACAACGCCUUGAAAGAUUGCCACAAGCUCCUGAAAAUUUCUUGCAGCCCUCCUUAUGAGAUGUGCAUGGGGGACCUUGAACGCUACUCUUCUCUGCUAGUUCAGGAUGCGAUCGUUCAGGCCCAAGUUUGUUACGGGGCCUACAGAGCAAGGCUGGAGUUCACAAAGGAGGCAAAGCUGUACAAAGAGUCUCUGCAAAAUAUGGACGCCUUAUGUCAGGAGCGACUCCGGGCAGUCGCCGUCCUCAGGGAAGAGUAUGAAGGAUUGCUCCGAAAGCAGCAGAGCGAAUUCGCUGAGAUGAUUGCUAUGCUCAACAGAGAGAAUGCGGAGCUCAGAGCCCAAGUGGAGCAGCUGGACAGUCAGCGAAGGCUCCUGGAAGAGGAGGAACGUAAGCAGAGCCAAAAAAUAGCAGAACUUCAGAGCCAGUACGACGAGGAGAUGCAGAAGGCCGUUGAGCAGCUCAGCAGGACCGAGGACACACUGCGGGCGGAACGAACCGAGGGGAUCCACCGGUUGGAUGCCCUUAUGCAAGAUAAGCAGAACUUGGAAAGAUACCAUCUUGAACAAAUGCAAGAUUUAGAGGAUAAGUUCCAGGUCAAGAUGAAAGAAAUCCAGGUCCUCCACGAUGAGGAGCUGCAGAUCUUGCAGGAGCGCUACAACCAUCAUCUCCAGUGCCUGAAGGAAUCUUUGGAGGAGUACCAGAAAAAGCAUCCAGAAGGCCUGGCCAGGAUCGCCUCUGGUGCAGAAGCACCGGGGGGAGCCCAGCACGAUAGUGGAAUCCAGGUCUUCGGAAGUGAUCCGAAUGCCCUACAUGGAUUGAGAGAACGCAUCCAGGAACUGGAAUCCCAGAUGAACGUCAUGAGAGAUGAGCUGGAGAACAAGCACCUGGAAGGGAAUGUGCCCACCUUGAGGGAGAAAUACCAGAAGGACUUUGAGAACCUUAAGGCGACAUGCGAACGAGGGUUUGCAGCCAUGGAAGAGACGCAUCAGAAGAAGAUAGAGGACUUGCAAAGGCAGCAUCAGCGAGAACUGGAGAAGUUGCGAGAAGAGAAGGACCGGCUGCUGGCGGAGGAGACGGCUGCGACCAUCUCCGCCAUAGAAGCAAUGAAGAACGCUCACCGGGAGGAACUUGAGCGGGAGUUGGAGAAAACUCAGCGCUCCCAAAUUAGCAGCAUCAAUUCAGACAUUGAAGCUCUCCAGAGACAAUACUUGGAGGAACUGCAGUCUGUCCAGCGGGAACUGGAAGUCCUUUCAGAACAAUAUUCACAGAAGUGCUUGGAAAAUGCACACCUUGCCCAGGCUCUGGAGGCAGAGAGGCAGGCCCUCCGGCAGUGCCAGCGGGAGAACCAGGAACUCAACGCGCACAAUCAGGAGCUGAACAACCGCCUGGCGGCAGAGAUCACCCGGUUACGGACGUUGCUAACUGGGGAAGGGGGGGUCGAAACUGCUGCAUCUCCCCUCACCCAAGGCAAGGAUGCCUAUGAGUUAGAGGUCCUGUUGCGAGUUAAGGAAUCGGAAAUCCAGUACUUGAAGCAGGAGAUCAGCUCCUUGAAAGAUGAAUUGCAAACAGCAUUGAGGGAUAAAAAAUAUGCCAGUGACAAAUACAAAGGCAUCUACACGGAGCUCAGCAUCGUCAAAGCCAAGGCAGACUGCGAUAUCAGCAGAUUGAAAGAGCAGCUGAAGGCAGCCACCGAAGCGCUUGGUGAAAAGUCUCCUGAAAGCACCGCCAUGUCUGGAUAUGAUAUCAUGAAAUCCAAAAGCAAUCCUGAUUUCUUGAAGAAGGACAGGACCAGUAUUGGCCGGCAACUAAGAAAUAUCAGGUCAAAGAGUCUGAAGGAAGGCCUGACGGUGCAGGAGCGCCUUAAGCUCUUCGAAUCCAAGGACUUGAAGAAAGACUAAUUUUCUCCUUCGUUUCCAGCUGGGCUGCGUGCACCACCCUGCUUGCUGCAUCACAACAACACAAGCACCCUUCUUUUUCUUCUGCUCUUUUUUAUUAUAUUUUGCUUGGUUGGGAGGGGAGAUUUUUAUCGAGCUGCUCCAGAUGAACAGACUGAACAAUUCCAGCCGUUUUUCUGUCCAUCACCAGAGGGAUAAAAUCUCUGUUUCUCAGCCUUAGCGAGUUUAAGAUGUGUGGACUUCCACUCCCAGAAUUCCCCAGCCAGCCAUGCUGGUUGGGGAAUUCUGGGAAUGGAAGUCCACACAUCUUAAACUUGUUACGGUUGAGAAACAGUGGGCUAAACAGAUUCCCUGACGGUCCUGAAUUAAAAAGUCCCUACUUUCGGCAAGAAUGCAGGGAGAGGGUCUCUUUAAAGAAAAAAAAAUCCUUCCUACUAUAUGUCCAUUAUACUAAGUGUCAGUAUUAAGGCUUAACAGCCUAUUGAUAAGCUAGCUCUGUUUUACCGAUGUGUGGGUAUCACAACAGGGCCCUGGGAAGGGAAAGGGGAGGGAGGACACACCUCCAGCUUAGCUCUACUGGUGUUGAGAGUAACACAGCACUUAGGCCGAUGUUUUGAGCCCAACGUUGCAGCUCGGAAGCAAAUUGGGUUUGGCGUGGCAAGCUCCCCAUCACCCUAGAUGGCUGACAAGCAGAACAAGGCUUGCUUCUCUGAGGGGGAAAAGGCACUCUAGGCUGGCCUUGAGUAGCAUCUUGAUGGUUCUGUUGUGUGCUUAGCAGGGAUUCGGUCCUUAAUGUACCUUAGCAACUUUCCAAUUUUUUUUUUAAACUGAGCCAGCAUAGAGCCAUGGUUAAGAUGUGACUGACUCCACAUUAGUCAGGAUCUUGGAAAAACAUCAUCCUUAAGAUCACUGGCAAUGGUUACCCCCUUCCAGUUACGGUUCACCCUUUCUCCUAGCCUCAGUGGGUUUAGUGCCUAUGUAAAAGCAGGACUCAAGACACUUGUCUGCCAUGGACUGAGAAAUCAGGCUUUACCCUGAAGUGCAGGUCCUUGUUCCUUCAAGGUGGCCUUUGAAGGAAAAAGAAAAUGGAUUGUAUUUCUCCUCAGGAAUCUAUUUCAGCCAGUUUCCACCAUGAGACUGCCCGGAGUAGUACAGAAUUGUAAAUAGAAGGGCACAGAAAGACGGGGUUCUGACAUGCAAGAGAGGUGAGCUUCCCAGGCAGAAAUGGGGUGGGAGUUGAAUUUAACAGGCCUAAAAAUAGUAGGAGAGGUGCCUUCUGUACGUUUAUGCAAGGUGGCAGUGUCGGUGUGAGAGAUGAUCAGUUGCAAAGGGACAGUUAAAAGGAACGCCUGAAUAACAGGUCGUAAGAUAAGCCCACUAAAAGUGGCGUUUGAAAAGUGCCAAGGUAACCAUUAUCCCCAGAGAAUUCUUACAAUUUAGUGCUGCCAUUUACCUGAAAUGAAACAGGUCUGCGUGACUUUCAGUUUUUUCCCCCCCAUAUCCUGGGCCCAGCCACCCCAAAAAGGCAGCGAUUAGAUUCCUCGAUGCUUUGGGAUCCAGAGUGUAUACAGCUUUUCCAAGAAGAAAGUUGGAAGCGUUAAAAUGUCUUUACAAAAGCAGAUGAAUCAAGCUACUUCGAAGUGGGUGCUUAAAACUUCAGCAUUAACUGCUCAAAAGCAUUACGAACAAGCCUUGUUUCCCCCACCUUGCAGAUGACUAGUGUGUUCUACCCCAAUUCUACAGACUUUAGAUCCCUUGAGAUGGAAUUUUUGCUCUUGCUUGGUUAAGUUUCCGCUGCUUAUUUGGAUUAAAAACGGUUGAACUUUGGGGCAAGCACAACUCUGUGAUGUCCUGCUAUUCCCAGCUAGGAUUGGUCCACUUCUUUUAGUUUUAUGCAGUUCUUAGACUUUAAUUAGACACGUAGCAAUGAAAUUAGUUGUUCCUGCCCAAAAAUAAAAAUAAAAAACCUCAUGGGAUGAUCCGUUUCCUAGCAGUAGACCUGAAGCAAAAAGAUACCUUAGUAUACAACAUCUCAAAGGCAGCUGGCCGGGUGAUGUGUGAAUUUCAGGCUCCCGUGUUUGACAUGCCACAACAAGAGUGUUCUGCAAAACACUGGCUGCCGUGAAUGGCUAAAAGGCGAAGGAGAUCUUCAUAGUUUUACUAGAGGUUAGUGUUUCUUCAAGACUUGUUGCUCUUUUAGACCUACCAAGCUGCAACUUUGUGACUGCUGGUUGUGUGUCUAGAAGUGAAUUUUAAAGUUGGGAAGCUCCACAGCCAUUGCUAGGAUUGAUUUGUGCAUGCUGGAAUUUGCAGUGUAUCUUCUCGGACGGCUGAAGGGGAUGCAGUUGCGGCAUCCACCUCUGAAAUUGUAUUGCAGGCCUGUUUGUUCGUUUUUUUCCUUCCUGCUUCCCAUGGACCGGGCUGCACCGAGCAGAAGCACUGUAAUUUUUCCCCGUGUAAUUUCCCUGCAGCUCGAUAGCAACCUGCCGGGCAAACAAAGGCUCUUGGAAAAUCCCCGCAGUUCACUCACAUGCUUCCUUUAUGAACAGAGAAAUGUUGCUACUCCAAGAUGGUUUCUCAGACAUUUAAAAGUGAUGUUUGAAAGAAGAGUAAAGCAACCCCGCCUCCUUUCACACAAAAUCGACUUUACUUGCUGAGUCCAAGGCGCUGUCCCUACGCAACGAAGCAAGUGGGUGUUUGGGAAGUUGUAUUUCUUGAGUGGCUCUUAAAAGGGCGUGACUAGGGAUAUUCAGAUGCAAGUUGCUGUGUUUUUACACCAUUCUGCACUUCGGAGAUCAAGAGGAUGUGUGUUCUUGAGGAAAGUUCAGCACGGGUGGAUGUACAGUAUAAAUACACCUGAAAUACGGCUUUCUGGAUGUUGUCCACUGCCAAUGUUACGUUUUUUUCCUUGUUUCAAAGCAGGACCCUGUCCUCUUUUAAUGCCAUUUUGCUUUUCUUUUUCCUGCUAAGAAAUGGAAAAGGAGGAUUGCUUGUGCGGAUGCACAGAAUCCAGGCAGGCUGUUUUUCCUGCGGCAGAGGCUGCCUGCAAGUAGCCCCGUGUGGUGUUUAGGAAAAAACGUUGCUUUUUGUAAUGACAACAUACUUGAUUAGAAUCCCACUGGACUUUUUCUUCCUUCCACCUCAGUGGUUCAUAUGCAGUACUUCGUUGUGAACUUUUAAGCACAUGCACGCUUAUCUUUCCUUUGUAAUUUCCCCCCAUUUUUUAAAGCUUUGUUAUUCUCUAAAAAAUAAUUUAAGACCUGUAUAGUAUUCAAAGCACGCCAUGUAAAUAUUUAUUACUCAAAAACCAGUGGAGGGUUUUUUGGGGUGACUUUCUUUUUUAAUCUUGUUCUAAUACAGAUUUCCUUUUGACUUGGAAAAGGAAAUUAGUGUAACCUGAUAAUCCUGCUCUUUGUUCCCUUACAGAAGGUUGGUUGGUUGGUUUGAAUGCUAUAAAUAUAUUUUUAAAUUUC